Parus major (Great Tit) is the source of this 2719-nucleotide messenger RNA. Its product is annotated as 1-acyl-sn-glycerol-3-phosphate acyltransferase alpha-like. Gene Ontology annotation, molecular function: 1-acylglycerol-3-phosphate O-acyltransferase activity. The coding region runs from base 321 to 1214 and encodes 297 amino acids. Gene Ontology annotation, cellular component: endoplasmic reticulum; membrane. Gene Ontology annotation, biological process: phosphatidic acid biosynthetic process. The record is from RefSeq and is a predicted model, not a curated record. The transcript is spliced from 6 exons. Lineage: Eukaryota; Metazoa; Chordata; Aves; Passeriformes; Paridae.
CCCCAGCCUCUCUGGGCAGGGCUUGUGCUGUCUGAUACAUCCUGCUCCUCCCCACUGAAGAUUUUCUUUAAGUUCCUCAGGGUUCCUAUUCUCAGAACCCCCUGAAGGGGCUCUCCAAGCACUGCCAGCCCCACAGCCCCUGCACACAGACAGCUUUGCUGCUGUGUUUGCCCUGUUGCCAUCCAGCCCUCCUGGAGCUCUCCCAGCACCGUUGCUAAACCAGCUUCCCACAGUGGGUGCAGCUCCCAGCAGAGAGCACAGCCUGGCUGAAGCCUCACUCCCAAACCUUGUUCCAGCUUUGCACCACCCACACGCAGCUGAUGGAGGGAGUUUCACCUUUGGUCUACAUCACCAGCUGCUCUGACUCGUUCACUGCUCUGCUCCACACGCUCUGGGCUGGAAGGAUGGAGUUUUUCCUUCUUCACUACCUGUUUAUCUCUCUGCUCAUUACCUUUAUAGUCCUCUACCAAGUGAAACCUGCAUUCAGAUUCUUCUGCAAGAUGACCUUCUAUAAGUUGUGGCUCUUCACCAUAAGCAUUGGGGUUGCCAUCCUCAGUGUUCCUCGUGGACGUAACGUGGACAAUAUGAUGUUUCUGCGCACAUUGACCCGGCCACUCAAACACAUCUUUGGCAUUCAGAUAGUGGUGAAGGGCAAGGAGAACCUCAGGACUAAGAAACCUUUUGUCCUGGUGCUGAAUCACCAGACCUCCCUUGACAUCAUGGUGAUGAUGGAGAUAUUGCCGAGGCGCUGUGUGCCCAUUGCAAAGAAGGAGAUCCUGUACAUGGGCACAUUUGGCCUGGCCUGCUGGCUUGCAGGGGUCGUCUUCAUUGACCGCAAGAGGAGGGAAGAGUCCAUUGGCACCCUGACAGAGGUGGCACAAUCCCUGCACAAGGACAACCUGCGUGUCUUGAUCUUCCCUGAAGGAACUCGCAACCAUGGUGGCUCCAUGUUGCCCUUCAAACGUGGGGCCUUCCAGCUGGCUGUGAAAGCCCAGGUGCCCAUUAUUCCUGUAGUGUUGUCUUCCUACAACCACUUUUACAACCAGAAGGAGAAGAAAUUUACACCAGGAAAUAUGAUCAUCCAGAUCCUGCCAGAAGUGGAGACGCUGGGCCUGGGCCCAGACGAUGUUCCCAAGCUGACGGAGCAGGUCCGUGACUCCAUGCUCUUGGCCUACCAGGGGAUAUCAGGAAUGACAAAUGGAGCUCCCCAUUAGCAGUCCCAUCUUCCAGCUCCAGCUGUGUGUGCCACAGCUGAGAGAAGGCCAUGGCAGCCACAGGAAGGUCUGGCAGCAGAGACAGCUGUGGAUUGCAACACUGACAUACCAGAGACAGGCAAAAGGUCCACCAAGGAGAGAAGCUUCCCAGGGGAAUGUUGCUGUGCCACCUCCCACAGAACUGUGCCAUCAAGGGGACAGACACACAAUGGAUAGCUGGAUAUUUCUGUGUCAUCAUAUUGCUGAGAAUGCCCCAGCCUGAACCCAGGCAGAGCUGGGCCCUUCCAGUGGUCACCACUGCCUGCUUAUAACCACCUUUCCCUGUUCAGAUCCAGCGAGGUGGAGGUGCUGACCCCAGGCCUGUGAGCAUGCUGCCUGCCCGGGGUUUGAGGGCUGCCACAUUCCUCUGGAACACACUCAGGAGAAGGCGCUGUUUUCUUCCUCUUCCAUGGGGAGGAUUUGGGAGGGACCUCUGCCAUGAGAGAUAGGAACCAAGGAAGCUUUGGGAGAGGGGAAUUAAAGACCUUACGUGUGUCUACAGGGCUUGGUGGUUUCUUUGACAUAUUUAGCCUUCCUUUUAACCUGAGGAAGAUUUUGCUUUCAGGGCUGGGAGAGAGGGACAUGUCUGGGGACUCAGAAACCAGAGGCAAAAACAGCAGGAGUAUACUGCCUAAUAUCCUUGAUGUGCCCAGAUGGAAUAAUUCCUGGAAGUGUUCCAAAGAUGUAUAUAUCUGGUCCCUGGGGACAUGGUUUGGUGGUUGACCUGGCUGUGCUGGGUUAAUGGACUUGAUGAUCUUGGGGUACUUUUCCAGCCUUGCUGAUUCUGCAAUUCCAUGAUGAUUUUAUGAUAACCUCAUGAUUUUUACCACAAUCUCUUUAUGUUUCAACUCAAACACACUGUGGGAGCUGUAGCUCCUGAUUUCUGAGUCCAGCCUUCUGCCUUCUUUGUCAGAGAAUGCCCACCAGCCAUGAUGUGAUUUGCUUUUUUGUACUGGUAUGUUUACCUAUGAACCAGAGCCAAAGAAUAUUUUGGACAUAGGUCUGGCUUACACAGAAUCACACUCAUUCACAGAAUCAUUAUGUUGGAAAAACCCUUUAGGAUCAUCCAGUCCAGCCUGUGGCUGAUCCUUACCUUCUCAACCAGCCCAGAGCACUGACUGCCCUGUGCAGUCCUUCCCUGGGGCUUGUUCCUCACUUUCCCACCUCCAAAACAAGGGGAAAGGUCAAGCUCUUGCUGUUGGGGUAAAACAACCAACAGAAAACCUGCUGCAGUUGUUCUGAGGAUGCAGCUUUCCAUGUGAAUAUGACUGGGAAGGAGCAGGUCCCAAGGGUAAAAGUGCUGGGCACAACUUGUCCACGGAGAUCAUGCUCAGGGCUCCUUGACAUCUGCACUCUGGGAAGAAAUCCCAAAAGGAUUUGGGUUGUAAAGUACCUUAAAGCUCAUCUCACUCCAUCCAUGAUGGUCCCAUGGUAGGGACACCUUCUACUGGACCUGUGUGUUCCAA